AUGUCCGCCACCGUCCAGACCCGAGUCGUUGAUCUCGACCAGCUAAUUCCCCGAGUCGUCAAAAAAGACAUAGAAAAUCUCAUCCCAUGGGUGUACAGCCACUCCAAUAUAGCCGACGAAGAUGACCAGUACGACUUAUCAUUAGAAGAGUACGACAUCAGACAACUUUUCCAGAUGUUCUGGGAUUACCAUAAUGCUUUGGCCUCAAACGCCCGGAGCCUCGUUGGCCCUAUAACAGCGAAAGUGAAGAUUGUAUUGCCCCGAAAGAACUGGAAAGUGGCACAGCCGAGAACCUUCUACUUACAAAGUUUGAUGCUACAUACCUUACUAAUGAUAGUCCCUGCGAACGUUGAGAAAAGCAGGGCACGGGAUAUGGAGGUCUGGACGCCCAAUGUGAUAUCGUCAUCGAAGUACAUGAUCGGCCGUCAAAAGUGCGCCAGCAUGCCAUUGGCACACUUGACGGUUGGUCCUCGUAGGGAGCCGAUAAUAUCUUGUCCUACGUGGCGCGAAGGACAACCCUGGGACCAAUUCACCGCAGAAGUCCUCAGUGUCAUGCUCGGCCAGCUAGCCGACAACAUCCGCAUCCGCGGUCAGCGAUUACAGGACCAGGAAGUUUUUGUGGUUGGCUUCUAUGGCCCUCAUAUCUACAUCGCCCGUGGAUACUUCCCCGUUGAGACAAUCAAAAGAGUACACGCAAAGGGAUGUUCGGAUGAUGAACACCUCGAACUGAAGUUUACGCGAGGAUAUGAUCCCUGCCGGAAGGACGACUGGUUGGAGGCUAUUCGGGCGCUCUCAAGGCUGUUUCGGUACUUGAUGAGUGGGAGUGCUAAGGUUGGCGCUAUACAGAAGAUUUUGUCUGAAUCUGUUGCCACGGUAAAGGGUUCAUGA
This is a messenger RNA of Aspergillus costaricaensis CBS 115574, 888 nucleotides long. RefSeq lists its product as uncharacterized. The coding region runs from base 1 to 888 and encodes 295 amino acids. The record is from RefSeq and is a predicted model, not a curated record. NCBI's taxonomy places the organism in Eukaryota, Fungi, Ascomycota, Eurotiomycetes, Eurotiales, Aspergillaceae. The transcript has 4 exons.